Rana temporaria (common frog) is the source of this 1436-nucleotide messenger RNA. RefSeq names its product coiled-coil domain containing 189 (gene CFAP119). Lineage: Eukaryota; Metazoa; Chordata; Amphibia; Anura; Ranidae. The record is from RefSeq and is a predicted model, not a curated record. The transcript has 8 exons. The coding region runs from base 132 to 1244 and encodes 370 amino acids.
UAUUAGAUAGGGCGGGGCGUUGCCAGGGUGACAGUUACGAGGAGACGAGACGCUGAGGAGAGAAGACGGAGAGCGAGAGGAAAUCAUGAAGAGGCCUCACAUCUGUCUGUGGCGCGAUCUCACGCGGAGUGAUGUGGAGACUCUGGAGAGGGUGGAGAGUGCGGAGGAGAUGCGUCGGUAGAGUUCUGUCCCGUCUGCUGUCCCCGGAGGAGGGGGUCUGUGAGCCUCGUGCCUCGGCUCUCCUGGAUCUCUAUUACUAUACAGUGCGCUUCUGCCGGGACGGCGGAUUCACCAGAGAGCAGACGUCUUGUCUGUUCUCCAUCAUGAAGGAGAUUCAUCGUACCUGUGCAGAGACAUCGCUGGGAAACGUGGACGAGUGUUAUCAGUACUUCAAGGAGCUGCUGUUGUGCCACGCUGUCCAUAGACCUCCAUUCAGUAUCGCGGUGUUCACCCAGCAGCAGCUUCCACACAUAUCAGAUUAUGUUCUGAACACUUAUUUUCGCCACUUCAAGGUUUAUAAAUACGUCUUUACACCUCAGGUGUGCUUGGACCUCACUGUCUCCUAUGAGGAGGACUCGGAAAGCCCAGAACAAGAAGAGAAUGGAAAUGUAACUUCUGCAUCUGGACCUCUGCCAGAACACACGGGCCAGCUACUGAGCCAGGACCGCCUAGAGGGAGGAGCCGAAACCAGAACCACAUCUCCUGGAGGAAGGUCAGAGGGAGGAGCCGAAACCAGAACCACAUCUCCUGGAGGAAGGUCAGAGGGAGGAGCUGAAACCAGAACCACAUCUCCUGGAGGAAGGUCAGAGGGAGGAGCCGAAAACAGAACCACAUCUCCUGGAGGAAGGUCAGAGGGAGGAGCCGAAACCAAAACCACAUCUCCUGAAGGAAGGACUGAGGGAAUAUCGGAAACCAGAGACACAUCUCCUGGAGGAAGAGUGGAGACCAGGACCAGAUCUCCUGGAGGAAGGUCAGAGGGAGGAGCCGAAACCAAAACCACAUCUCCUGAAGGAAGGACUGAGGGAAGGUUAGAGACCAGAGACACAUCUGGAGGAAGGGCAGAAGGAAGAUCGGAGACCAGAGACACAUCUCCUGGAGGAAGAGUGGAGACCAGAACCUCAUCUCCUGGAGGAAGGGCAGAAGGAAGAUCGGAGACCAGGACCAGAUCUUCGGGAGGAAAGUCAGGGGGAGGAGUGGAGAUCAGGAACACAGGGGGUAGGAAAGGAUCUGGCAGCCUGAAAUGAGCCAAUCCGAUUAUCGCCGACAUCUUCAGGCCUCAUCCCACCUUCUAAUCCCCAGAACUUGUAUUCUGGAGACACAAUAUGAAAUCUUCCAGGCCGGUGUCUCGGCCUCCCUCAUCCUUCCAUCACAUUGUUUCCUCUGAAUGCGUGUCGUAGGAUUUCCCGUCAGGCAAUAAAAGAGACAGACUGGCACCU